Messenger RNA from Racocetra fulgida, 2193 nucleotides. Lineage: Eukaryota; Fungi; Glomeromycota; Glomeromycetes; Diversisporales; Gigasporaceae. The record is from the annotation of a GenBank genome assembly.
AUGGGUCGAAAAGGUUCUAAAGAUAACGAUGAUUUUUUUAAUGAAACUUCGGGUGCAGUUAAUCAAGUUGAAGCAACUGAUGAAAAAGGUCAAUUGAUUGAUGGAAUUCAUGACGUGCAAAUUGAUGGUGAUAAAGAAAUCGCACUUGUUCUUUACAAAAAUGAUUAUACUUAUUGUUGGGUACCAGUUCAGAAUUUGAGAAACGCUGAUGUUUUAUUGGAAGCGCAUAGAAAACAAUUACAGGAUUGGAAUAAACGUGAAGUGAUUCGAACUUCUCAAGAGAAACAUGUAGAUCAAGAGACGCAAGAAUCUGGUUCUCUUGGCUUAAAUAAUGAAAAUCUUACAAAAGAUUCGGUGGUGAAUCAUCCUCAUCAACAACCUGAAUCUCCUGAAAUUUGCUCGAGUAAUCAAUCUAUCGAUAAAAUAGAAAAGUCAAAGGGCAAAAAACGUGUUCAUGACGAUGAUGAAUCGCAGCAAAAUGUAGUUGCAAAGAGGCGUGUUGGACGUCCAAAGAAAGUCCUAUUAAUUUCAGUAUCUUCAAGUUCCAAAUUCGAUCGCUUACCAUCACCUGAUCGUGUUCCAUCAGUAGAUAAAGCAACUCAUGAAGAUUCCGAUGGUUAUGAUUUGUGGGACGCUCCUGCAACGCCAGAGCCUCUCCGUGACGUUCUGUCCGCUAAAAGCACAAAUGCAGAAGACUUACAUAAUGGUAUUUAUAUAAUAAUUAUUAGAAACUGUCGUACUUUUAUAGAAACUUCGUACUUUUAUAUAACUGACGAAAUAGAUUAUUCAGAUGAUGGCCAUGAGAAUGACCAUGAUCCAUGGAUGAUGUGGAAUGAGACUGAUUUUUUUGAAAAUAUGCCGGAACUUAAGUCUUCUGAGGAAAAAAAUGACAAAAAAUCACCCACAGCUGGUAGCACUUUACAGCCAGUGUCUGAUCGAUUUUCAGAUUUGACAGUUUCUUCCGAAACUACUCACACGCAAAAUACGAGUACAGAAUUUACGUCAUUAAAAUCAAAUACAGCUUAUUUGGAUGAAAAUUAUUGGAAAUCUCAAUUUCCUCAACAAUUAUCUAGCGAAUCACAUUCUUUACAGGAUUAUAGAUCUACAUAUUCUCACGAUUAUAAAAAAAAUGACGAACGACAGCACGAUAUUAUAAUAAAUACUUCAGCAUCAUUAACUUCAUCUAACGAAUCUUUUGAUACUUCUCCAACACCACCACAAUUUAACAAAAGGCGACAAGACUCGUUUGAAUCUUCGCGAGAAGGAAUGGCUUCUGCUACAUAUCCAUUAUAUACUUCACCUUAUUUUCAAUACCCACCAAAUAAUUCUCUCUCGCAACAUGGGAUUUAUAGUUCACGAGCAUCAGAUUAUUCAUCCUCGCAAUCAAUUUGUUCACCUCAUAUUAUAAAUACAAGCUCAGUUGGUCGGAAUUUAAAUGAUGAUGAAAUGAAUAUUCAAAAAGCAAUUAAAAUAGAAUCUAUUGAGGAUCAACUAUUAACGCAGUGGACUGGCUCUUUAGUUAAAGGCCAGUCUGCUCAAUAUGUUGGGCGAGUUGUGGUUAGACCUUUGAAAGAAAGAUGCGAUAGCGUUGAUUAUAUAAAUACUAUAAUGAAUCAACAUAAAUUAUGGAUGCGAAAUGUGCUACCACAACCGUAUGCAGAGAGAUUAGUAGAUCCCAAAGAUUCAAUCAAAUAUCCAAUAUUUUUAAUGGAUUUUAUUGAUGACGGAAAUGAUAACACACGGAAAACAAUAGAAACUGAUCUUUUUGGGAUGAAAUGGAAUGAAAUUCAAUCUGAUUCACAAACGGUGGCCAUUACUCAAGAUCCUAUAACUCAAGAACGGCUUACAGAUGAUUUAUAUUAUGCAACUCAAGCAUCAAUACUAUCAAAUAGCUAUUUUGCUUUACCAGAAUUAUGUAAGAAUAAUCCACGUUUUGGUGUGUUUGGUCCAAGAGAAAAUUUUGAAGUUAGAGAAGUUAUUGAAGCUGUUAAAUUUUUUGGUGGAGUACAUGAUCAAGACUUUGAAAGCCCAGAUUUGAAUCCGACAAUGGUUAAAAUCUUAUAUUAUAUAAUGACUAGAAUACAUAAUUUAAGUCUAACGGAAUUUAGGCAUGUCAUCUUGAUUCAAGACGACAGUGAAAUAGAGUUAGGGGUUGUUGAUGUUCCUGGAGUAAGUUUGUCAUAUAAUGCUUAA